ACCCACAUCAAAGCCACCAUCAACGUCACUGUGGAUCCACACCAAUACGCAAACAGGAAGAACCGAUCCACAGAGGAUGCCAUUUCCUCCGUGGUCCACACUGCCCUCACCCACCUGGAGCAGAAGGAUUCCUACGUCCGUAUGCUCUUUGUGGACUUCACAUCUGCUUUCAACACCAUGAUUCCUCAGACACUGAUAACCAAACUCUCCUCACUUGGACUGAGCUCUUCCCUGUGCAACUGGGUCCUAGACUUCCUGACCAACAGGCGACAGUCUGUGAGGAUUCACAACAUCUCCUCCCCCACCAUAAUCCUCAGCACUGGCUCCCCUCAGGGCUGUGUGCUGAGCCCCCUCCUGUUCACACUGCUCACAUAUGACUGCUCACCUCUCCGUCCAGGCUGUCAUAUUGUGAAGUUUGCGGACGACAUGGCAGUGGUUGGAUGCAUCACGAACAGUCCAGCUACAGGCAGGAGGUGGAACACCUGGAGGGUUGGUGCAGAGCGAACAACCUCUGCAUCAAUGUAAAAAAGACGAAGGAGAUGAUUGUGGACUUCAGAAGGAGCCAGCAUGCCCACCUCCCCCUGCACAUUGGAGGAUCUGCAAUGGAAGUGGUCGACAGCUACAGGUACUUGGGUGUGCCCCUGAGCAGCAACCUCACCUGGAGCAACAACACUUCCACUCUGGUCAGGAAGGCACAUCAGCGGCUCUACUUCCUCAGGAGGCUGAGACGAGCUGGACUCGGGAGCGCAGUCCUCACCUCCUUCUACAGAUUUGUGGUGGAAAGCGUCGUGUGCUCCAGCAUCAACGUGUGGCAUGGAAGCUGCUCCGCUGCAGACAGGAAAGCUCUGCAGAGGGUGGUGAAGGCUGCACAGAGGAUUGUUGGAGUCAGCCUCCCCAGCACCACAGACAUCUGCACCUCCAGAUGCAGGAAAAGGGCCACCUGCAUCAGGAAGGACCCCGCCCACCCAGCACACGCACUUUUUGUCCCGCUCCCCUCAGGCCGGAGGCUGCGGAGCAUCAAGUGCAAAACAACCAGACUCAGAAACAGCUUAAUUCCAGAAGCUGUAAGGUUCUUAAACUCCACCUAACAACACACUGCACUGACACACAAGGACAAAUAACUGUUUACAAACACUGUCACUUUAAACCACACUGAGACACUUUAUCUCCACUGCUCUAAUUCCAUUAUCAUGCUGCUAUAGCAAACUUGCACUCUGGACUUCAUGUUGCUGCUACCUGUCUACUCUCUCUAUUUUUUUUUUUUUUUUGUGUAUUUAUCUUUAUCUAUUUUGUAUAUUCUAAUUUAUUGUUUUCUUUUAUUUUAUCAAUUUCGUUCCACCUCAUGCACCACAUGUGAUGCGAAUGACAAUAAAGUCUCCUUGAAUCCUUGAAUGUUUCCUCCGAUGCAUGUGAAGUCAGCCACCACUUCUUUUCGAGCUGCUGCUGAUGCAGCAUUGCCGAGUAGCCAGUGCGCUCGGAGGAAAGCGCAGCGUUUUCGGUUCCUAUACAUCAGCUCACAGAUGCCCUGUGCUGCGGACAUCACCCUUUAGUGAUGUGGGAGAGAGCGCCAUCUACCCACCUGGAGAGAGCAGGGCCAAUUGUGCUCCCUCUGAGUGCCGGCAGCUUGAUGGCAAAGCUGCAUGAGCGCCCGAGCACAAAUUAUUUUAUGAAGAAGCUUUUCUAUUUUUACAUCAGGUUUACACAGACAUGACCCACAUUUACUAUUUCACUGCUCAGCAAAGUCUCAUAACUCAGUACUGUUUUACAGUAACGUUGCCAUAGAAAAUAUUUGAUGCCAGUAGUGAAAUAUAGUUAAAAAUAGUUAGCUGUGAGUUAGCUGUGGGAGCUGUGCUGAGCUGUAAAAUGGUAAAUGUGGGUCAUGUCUGACCCGUGUGUGUAAACCUGAUGUAGAAAUACAAAAGCUUCUACAUAAAGUAAUAAAGGAAAAUAAAAGUUAAUAUUUGAGUUAACAGAAAACCCAACCCAGCCAUACUCGAAAUAACAUAGAAAAUAAAUUCAGGUCAUUUUUGACCCGUGUGUGCAUUAGAGGGGGAGUGAACAUCUAUACUUUUUCUCUAGUAAUGACAAAUAUCAACAGGUGAUUACAAUCAUGAUCUGCUACAAAAACAAUAUCCACAAUAUGCUUUGAGGAGAAAAAAUGAGAAGAGGAUAUCCAGUUUUAACAAAUGUACCAUAUAUGUACCAUAUAUAGUGGGCUAGGGUUCAAGGACUGGUUUAUCAACUACUGUAAUAGAGUAUUAGCUUUGGUUACUUAGGGAAAUGUACCUAGUUGUUCCAGUACAGUUGUUAUGUUGACCACUAACACCAUGUAUUUAUCCAGAUUUGCCUCCUAUGACCAUCUAAUGGCUUUCUGGAGUCUUAUUGAAUCUUCAGGAUCAAAAAUGAUUCCUGUUAGCCAGGCCAGUGGAAACUCCAACUGCCCACCCAAGAAACCAACAUCAAGACCCACUAAGCUGACACCAACUGAUGAACUGUUCUUCUUCCUGAUGUACUUAUCGGUUGGCUUGAAACAGAAGGAUUUUGGGCACAGAUUUAGUGUUCACCGCACCAACAUAAGCCGAAUCAUCAUUACAUGGGCCAACUACCUUUACACCUUACUAGGGUCUGUAUGUAUCUGGAUGCCACCUAAAGUCAUCAAGGCUCACCUACCCAGACACACAGGUAGUCAUUGACUGCACAGAGCUUCGCUGCCAGACACCGUCAUCUUCACUGCUGCAGAGUGAAGAAUUUUCAACAUACAAGUCCCACUGCACUUUCAACGGUAUGCUGGGGAUGGCACCACAUGGUGUCAGCACUCUACUAGGGGUCUAUCAGUGACAAGGAAAUCUACAGGCAGUCAGGCAUUACAUCUCUUCUGACACCUAACAAGGGUUCUUUAGUACAAAAAAAUGGUUAGAUUAGAUUAGACUCAACUUUUUCACAGAGUACAGAUACAAAGCCAAUGAAAUGCAGUUCGCAUAUAACAAGAAGUCCAAAAUACAUUAUUAUUUAAAUAAAGUGCAAAAUAGAAAUGGCUGUAACAAUAAUUAUUUGCAUGGACUUUUAUGGGUAAAUGUAGGCGGUACAGAGGCAGAAAAAUUUGUUGUUUGGUGCUUUUAGCCCC
Astyanax mexicanus (Mexican tetra) is the source of this 3124-nucleotide messenger RNA. RefSeq lists its product as uncharacterized. Gene Ontology annotation, molecular function: methyltransferase activity; 2-oxoglutarate-dependent dioxygenase activity. NCBI's taxonomy places the organism in Eukaryota, Metazoa, Chordata, Actinopteri, Characiformes, Acestrorhamphidae. The record is from RefSeq and is a predicted model, not a curated record. The coding region runs from base 441 to 1088 and encodes 215 amino acids. The transcript has 2 exons.